Molecule: messenger RNA, 3099 nt
Organism: Hemiscyllium ocellatum (epaulette shark)
Lineage: Eukaryota; Metazoa; Chordata; Chondrichthyes; Orectolobiformes; Hemiscylliidae
Product: zinc finger and BTB domain-containing protein 20-like
Exons: 3
Coding region: 228-2057 (609 amino acids)
Biological process (GO): regulation of cytokine production; negative regulation of transcription by RNA polymerase II; regulation of immune system process
Molecular function (GO): protein binding
Source: RefSeq, a predicted model, not a curated record
GCUGAGGUUCCGGAAUGGUCUGGAGAGUUCCGGCAGGUUCGCGAUGAGUCCAAUACAGACGGCGUUACAUGUUCCCGAGCGGAAUGUUGCUCAAGGGUUGCGCCUGCGCAGCCUCCGUGCGUGCCGACACCCACCCUGCGUGAUGACGUUGUCGUCGCGUCGUGACGCAGGGCCCGGCUGGAGACUGACCGGAGGCAUUCUCGGGCAGUGCAGUGCAACUGAGCAGGAUGUCUGAGCAGCUUCACAGCAUCAACCUCCAAAACUUUAGCAAGUCAUUGCUGGAGACUCUCAACUCCCAGCGGCUGGGUGGCCAUUUCUGUGAUGUGACAGUGAGGAUCCACAACACAGCUCUUCGAGCACACCGCUGUGUCCUGGCUGCAGCUAGCCCUUUUUUCCAUGAUAAACUCUUGCUGGGUUACAGUGAGAUUGAGGUUCCACCCCUCGUCUCGGCCCAGACUCUACGGCGGCUGGUGGAUUUCAUGUACAGUGGCUCGCUGAUGGUCUCUCAUGUGGAGGCUCUGCAAAUCCUCACAGCAGCAAGUGUCCUUCAGAUUAAAACCAUUAUUGAUGAAUGUACACGUAUUAUUUCACAAAAUGCCCCACAAAAGUCUCAGGGACUCCAGCCAUUGGUCAGCCAAAAGAUGGACCUUUCUGAUGAAAAGGAAGCCAUUAUUUGCCAGUCAGUCACUGACCAGAUCCACAAGUUUUCAAUGGGCUUAAUUGAAACAGCAUUGUCACCUCAUGGAACAGAGAAAGACUUUGACUUUGUACGUGGAGGUACAAAGAACAUGGCAACAAGUGAUGCAGGGUACAAAGCUGAAGAAACCAGCCCUAAUCUGAGCAGACAAGUACCACCUGCACGACAAAAAGGAGUCGGAGAUCAGGUUAUAGCUGACCAGGAGAACCUGUCUCUGAUGGACACAGGUCGUAACAGUGAGGUACGUGCUCUAUGGUACAACACUGCAGCCAAUCAGCGUCCAGAGAUGCCAUUAUUACCACAAGGUAGCCAUAGUCGCAAGCAGCGCCAGCCAAUCCGGCUCCAGAUGGCAGAUGGAAGUCAAGUAACCAUCAAGGAAGAAGAUGAUGAUCUCCUUUACUGUGGGGAGAGCAUUUCCAAUGCGACUGUCUCCGAUCAAGGUGCUGAGCACAUCAACCAAGGCGAGCAAACUGAGGAUAUCUCCGAGACAAAUGCUUUUGAUCCCAACCAAAGCACAAUGGGGGAUCAAAGAGAUUCUGCCAGUCAUUUGAGUUUGAGCAGCAAAGGGGAUGAGUUGGAAUUUUUCAAUGCUAGUGAUCUCUUACCUGAAGAACUGAAGUCAUUUUGGCAUGGAGAGAAAGAGGAGAAGGAACCCUCCUUACCACAAAACCGAAAAGCAGACUGCAAGUCCCAACUUGAUACAUCAUACCAACGGCCUUCAACGUUCAUGCAAGACUUUCUUCCAGCGUCGACUGUGCAGAACAAUCCACGAAACCAGGGCUGCUCUGUGCAAUAUGAUGUUCAGGGAGAUAGCAAUGCGGCCAGCACUGCCAGUCACCGGAACCUUUUCCAGAUGAACCUUCCUCCGUCACCUCAUCUUCCAGCUUUGCCAUCCACCUCACAGACAUGUCUGCCCAGCAUUUCAGCUCAGCCAUCUUGCCAAAAUCCCCCUGUGUUCCUAGAUGGAGGCCAGACAGUUUCAGCUACCCCUCAGGCCAGUCACAGUUCCAGUGAAACUGAAAAGAAGCCCUAUGGAUGUGCACAGUGUGGGAAGACAUUCAGUUCCAGACAGAAUUACGCCAAGCACAUGUUUGUCCACACAGGUGAGAAACCCCAUCAAUGCAGCGUGUGUUGGAGGUCAUUCUCGCUUAGGGACUACUUGAUAAAGCAUAUGGUCACACAUACAGGAGUGCGAGCGUACCAGUGCCCGGUGUGCAAUAAACGUUUCACACAAAAGAGCUCGUUGAAUGUGCACAUGCGGCUGCAUCGUGGCGAGAAGGCCUUCGAAUGUCACGUCUGUAACAAGCGUUUCUCUCACAAGACUUUGCUGGAAAGGCACAUGGCCACCCAUAUUAUAUAAACACACGUGUGCAAGGCUGAACCAAGUAAAUCCCACACAUGCUGGCUUUACCUGGGUUAAUAUGCAUUGUGAGCAGACCCAUACCAUGCACACAGGAGGUUUUAGCCAGAGUUAUAAACUAGUUAUAUAGCAACCGUGUAAACACAGGAUGUGGCAGUGGUGAAUGCAAUAGAAGCCACAACCCACCCACCCACCGCCACCACACACACACACCCACCCACCGCCACCACACACACACACACACACACACACAAAAUAACCACCCCCUCCCCAACCAAAUUAGACACAUUGUUCAAUGAAUGCACCAUUAGGUCAUCAGACAGCAGAAGGAGCCAGUUUAAUUUCCAGUCUGUGUUGAGGUAACUCAUCUGGUCAAGAUACCCAUGGGAGCAGAACUAGCCAGGGUUCCUAUGUGUUAAGUUUGGACACGCAGGUUUGACUGUCAUGGUGAAAUGUUGCACAGAUGUUUUCAGCCCAGGCUUAUGUCAGGGCAGGGGACUGAAGGAUGAGGAGGGAAGGAGCAACACAUGGGUGGGAAACAUCCUACAAAUCCAUUUCCAAAAAAAAAAUGGUUGAAUGAAAUUGUUAAAUUAUACUUAGGAAUUUGACAAAAGCUCAUUGAUCAGUGAAGUAAAACUAACAGCAGAAGAAUCUCAGCAUUUAUGAGUUUGCAAACAGCAGUCCUGAUGAGUUGCUCUAGUUUUAUAUCUUGUUAUGACAGCUCUUCACACUAAAUCAAGCUCAAGUUACAUUAUUUAAUGAAUUAAAUAAUAAUUGGAACAGCCAGCAAAACCAGCCAUGCCUUAAUAUUUUAAACGUUGCAUGAAAUCUUUACUUCUUUGUUAAUUAAUAAGCUAGAGUGUGGUGCUCUGACGUGUUUGGGGAAUUACUAUUGAGAGCAUAUUCCAAACAGAUUUCUGCUCACUCCCACUUACCAUUUUCACCCUCUUCCCGAUUUGGUUAAAGUUGAAUCAGUUUCUGGUGCAGUGUUUAGAAAACUUUCAGGUCUGAGAAAGCACAGACCUGUGACCCCCCCCCCCCC